Messenger RNA from Oryza sativa Japonica Group (Japanese rice), 1346 nucleotides. RefSeq names its product anthranilate O-methyltransferase 1. NCBI's taxonomy places the organism in Eukaryota, Viridiplantae, Streptophyta, Magnoliopsida, Poales, Poaceae. Gene Ontology annotation, biological process: methylation. The record is from RefSeq and is a predicted model, not a curated record. Gene Ontology annotation, molecular function: S-adenosylmethionine-dependent methyltransferase activity.
UUGUUGUCUAGGCAGCAGAUAGGAACACAUACAGGGAAUUAAGCUUCUAGCCAAAGUAUCUUGCAGCCAUGAAGAUCGAGCGCGAUUUCCACAUGAUGAAAGGGGACGAUGAGUUCAGUUAUGCUGAGAAUUCAAGGAUGCAAAAAAGAGCUGUUCUUGCUGCCAAACCAAUAGUUGAGAAAGCUGUACGGGAAGUGUGCAUAGAUCUUCAUCCUCAAUUAAUGGUCAUUGCUGACCUUGGUUGCUCCUUCGGAGCAAACACACUUCUCUUCGUCUCUGAGGCGAUCACCACAAUAUGUGAGGACCAUAACAACACUAUCAAGGAGAGCCCCAUGGAGAUCCAGUUCUUCCUCAAUGAUCUACCUGGCAAUGACUUCAACCACAUCUUCCAAUCACUAGAGCAGUUCGAGCAGUCGACAAUACAUGAUUGCGCUUGCAAAGGGUUACAACCUCCCGCGCACUUUGUCGCAGGUCUGCCGGGUUCCUUCUACAGUAGACUCUUCCCUUCCAAUAGCGUCCAUCUCUUCCAUUCCUCAAUGAGCAUCAUGUGGCUCUCUCAGGUUCCUGAGCAUCUUGAUGGCAGCAUGAACGAGGGGAACAUUCACAUAGGAGCGACUACACCACCAUCGGUGGCAAAGCUCUACCAAAAUCAGUUUGAGAAGGACUUCUCACAGUUCCUCCAAAUGAGAUGCAUGGAGAUUGUGCCCGGAGGCCGGAUGGUCCUGACGGUUGCUGGGAGGAAGAACAAAGAUGUGUUCCAUGCAGGAGGGACAACCACCUUAUUCGAGUUGCUGUCACAGGGGCUACGCACUCUUGUUGCUGAGGGUCGUGUUGCCAAGGAGAAGCUGGACUCUUUCAACAUACCAUUCUACUGCCCUUCAGCUGACGAGCUGAAGCAGCUGGUGCAGCAGUGCGAGCUACUUGACAUAAGUGACAUCCAACUCUUAGAGAUAGAUGGGAACGCCAUGGAUGACUCAGAGCAAGCAGAGGGCAUUUCAGCCACUCACACUGCGGGAGAGAGCAUGUCUGCAAGCCUAAGGGCGGCAAUGGAGUCCCUGAUUGCGAGCCAUUUUGGGGAGGGCAUACUUGAGGAGCUCUUCACGGUGUUUGCACGUAAUUUCACAAGUUAUAUUGAGAGUGAUGUUGAGAAGAGCGGCGUCACGGUCAUCACACUGUACUUGCAGGCAAAACACUAGCUAGCUAAUGGAACUAUACGAUUGUUGAUGCGAAAACACGAGGCUUGGGAGAUCUGCUUAACUCCAGUGCAGGUCCAAAAGCUUGCCUUUAGGUUCGUGAGUGUGCAGCUGAUUUGAUCCUGCAAUCAACAAGAAAUAAAGACAAAGAAA